Molecule: messenger RNA, 2975 nt
Organism: Eremomyces bilateralis CBS 781.70
Lineage: Eukaryota; Fungi; Ascomycota; Dothideomycetes; Eremomycetales; Eremomycetaceae
Product: Dbl homology domain-containing protein
Exons: 4
Coding region: 226-2757 (843 amino acids)
Biological process (GO): regulation of GTPase activity
Cellular component (GO): cytoplasm
Molecular function (GO): guanyl-nucleotide exchange factor activity
Source: RefSeq, a predicted model, not a curated record
CCAGACUCAAAAGUUGUCGACCGGGAUGCUCCGGAGCCGACCGUAUAUUCAGAGCCAGUGGCAAUUGCAGCAACGAGCCCCCUGGAGCAACUGCAUAUCGAGUUGACCGUCUCUCCAUCGGGCGACGACUUGGAGGCCGAGAAACAACAUAGAGUGACCGAGACCACACGGGCGCCUUUUCGGCGUUGGGUCAAUACCUUGCGAAAGCGAAGUGCGAAUCGGCGAAUGCCAAUCCUUUUUCACCAUACUCAUGGCCCCAUCGCAGGCGGUUCACACUCGGGUUUCCAUCGUCAUGAAUAUUACGGCCCACUGUCUCAUGGUCACCGCCAGUCUUUGUCUAUCACAUCAUCGCUUGGGCUUGUUGCAAGGGUAAAUUCAGCGUCGUUUACCAUGACAAGUGCCAGCGCCGCGCCACACUCGAGGAGACAUAGUCUCGCUCCCAGCCGAAGACGCACUCAGGGGAGGAGCAGUGGCACCGAACCUCGGAUAUCAACCGAAAGUAACACCAUGUCCAUGAACUACCGGAUCGAUGAAGCGGCCUGGUCCCGCGCUGUCCAGAGGAGAAAGAUUUUGGAGGAACUUGUUUCUUCAGAAGAAAGCUACAUUGACGACUUGAAGGCAUUGACAAACGUCUACUUCACGCUUCUUGCCUCGACUCAUACGACGUCUGCCAAAACGAAGGGCUCGGUCCAGCGGACUUUGGCUGAACUUCAACAACUUCACCAGGACCUAUUCAGGGAGUUGCAGCUUAUUUUCCCUUAUUCUGACACGGGGCAAGGAAAGUCAUCCGACUCAAAUAGGCCGCGAAGGCCUCGCCACACUCGUUGGCGUAGUGACGACGGGCUGCCAAAUCGUGUCCGUCAUCUGCAUUUCAGAAAGCAUGGCAGAUACUCGCUCGACUCCUAUGAUACAACGGAUCCUCGCUUCCAAGGUUCGAUUGCCGAUGGUCGCCAAGCAGCAGCUGUGGCACGUGUCUUCAACAUCUUCAUGCAUCGAUUCUUUACCUAUGAGGCUUACGCAUCUCACCUCGACAUCAUGAAUCAUGACGUGUCUUCGACGAAUAAAUCCAUUCCAGGCUGGAACAGUUAUGAACGAGGCAUUGAAGUGUUAUCCAUAUCCCUAAGCUCGCUCAACCACCGGGAGAUGGGCAACAAGAAGGCCUUGACCUUUGCAGACCUGCUGAUCAAACCUGUCCAGAGAAUUUGCAAGUACCCGUUGUUCUUUGCCGAGCUCUGCAGACAGACACCCGUCUGCGAUGAUCCAGAAUCCCAUGAGCAAAUCCAAAAGGCGCUUUCCCGGCUGCAAGAGAUGGCACAAGCAGUCAACAAAGCACGCGACGAUGCCAAAAAGCGAAAGAUGAUCGAGACUACCUGGAAGCUGCAGGACCGUUUAGUCUUCACCGAAGAGCACCAUCUUCCUGCCGGGAUGGUUCUGCGGCUCCUUGGCCAUGUUAUGGUAUGCGGCGUGCUCCACAUGGCCUUCGAAACUCCUGCAGAGGUCAAGGGAACGUAUGCUGUCUGUGUUCUGUUCAAGUCUUAUUUUCUCUUUGCCGUGCCGAUGAAACACAGUUCUUCGUACAGUGUUUGGGCGGUUAUCCAUCUGUCACAGUGCACGCUUGAAGCCGUGGACAACGGGAUGGGCCUCCAAUGUCACACGGCGCCAUUUUCAUGGAAACUUGUUUUCGAACACCAGAGCAAGCUGUACGAACUCAUCCUGUCCGCUUGCUCUGAGAAUGAGGAAGAAGAUUGGAAAAGACAUCUGGAAACUCAAAUCGUUUCUGAAUCGUCUGAGGCAUCAGGCACUGGCUCCGCUGGAGACAUCUUCUCUCAGCUCAUCGGUGGCCUGAAACCAUUCAGUUCGAUCUUCGACGGCUUCGAACAGCCUCCGCAGACAGGAACACGAGUUCCAAUUCAGCGAGCAGCGACGGUGGGCCCGAGAUCUAGCCCACAUCAAGUGAUCAUCAGAACCACAUACGCACAGAGCACUACAGGGGAGGCUAAGGUUCAGGCUUCGAUUGGACGCUCCAAGUCUCAUCUUUCCUCCGCAUCAAUACCGAUCUUAGCACCGCGGAGAUCUGAGCGGAUCCGACUUGAGCACGCACUUGCGGACGUCUGGACGCGAGAUGCAUUACCUUUCCCGGGAAUGAGUGGAAGACGCCAGGAGAACACCCUUCGCGCCUCGGCAAACUCGGUCAUGAGGAAGCUCAGCAUGGCGAGUAUCUCGAGCAACAUCUCCAAGCGCUUGACAAGUCACGGAAGGCACAGUCCCAUGUGUACAGUCGAGGAGCCACCCGCACACCGUACUGUGCACACUACCUCAAAGAAGUCAAGAGCGGCCACUGGGAAUCAUCGAGCCCCGAGGGUCGUGGGCUUUCACAAUACCCCAACGACAUUUCUCCCUGGCGGCUUCGAGCCCGAUCGGGUACCCACACGCAAAAGGCUGUCUAACCGUGGCCGAAAAGCACUUAAAGAGGAUAGAUUACCUGGAAAGGAUGAUCUGCUGGCACAACCAAACCCUGCGACUCGGCACCCAACGCUCCACGGAGAAUCUCCCUCGGAUCGUGCCAAGGAGAAGCUGGAGGCUUGCCCCCAGCGUGCGAAGGAGCUCGGUCAUUCAGAGCCUAAGCGGUGGAUUCUAUCGCGAACACCCGGUCCGGCGAUCUUCAGCAAUCUCACGAACAAGGUCAGCGCGAAAGGUCAGAGAGCUCGAGGGAAGAUCUUCAAGUUCUGGCACCAUCAACGGUCUGAAGACCAAUAGCCGACCAUCGUCAAUGUUAGCUUUGGAGAACGGAUUUUGAAGAGUAAGGGUUCACAAUACACAGAUAUCAUUCACAAGGCACUCUAUUAAUUACUGUUUGUGGGAUGGCGAUAGCCGGAAUGAACAGCAACACGACCGGGAAGCAUCAUGAUGCAAGGGACGCGUUGGUGUCGUUGGGUGGGUAGUGGUUCGUCACACUUGUCAAUUGUUAUGGGGGU